CUUCCGCCCUUCCACCAUAUGUCUUCCGAUUUUAGAAAAUAAACAAAACCGACCAAACCUAUUAUUUUGGGUAUUAUUAUCCAAAAAUAACAAUCUGUGAUAACAAUAAUAAUUAUUAAAUACAUAGAAUAACAUUGAGCCAGUCACGCGCGAGACAUGUUAUCAUUAUUUACAUAUUUAUUGUGAUUUCCGCGUAGGGUUAUGUGAAAAAGUCAAAGUAGUAGUAAAAAGUGAGUUUAGACAGAAGAUUACAAAUAAUGGAUUCUCCUAAGGUAUUAUCAAUUCAGAGUCAUGUUGUUUCAGGUUACGUGGGAAAUAAAAGUGCAGUUUUUCCUAUGCAGCUUUUAGGGUUUGAUGUUGAUUUUAUCAAUUCAGUUCAGUUUUCAAAUCAUACUGGAUACAAAUUUGUAAAAGGACAAGUGCUAACGGAAAAAGAAUUGGCAGAAUUGGUAACAGGUCUUACAGAAAAUAAUAUUGAUAGUUAUAGUCACUUAAUUACUGGAUACAUCGGUUCCCCUAGUUUUCUAAAAGAAAUUGCAAAUGUAUAUAGCAAAUUGAAAGAUAAAAAUCCUAACAUAAUCUAUGUUUGUGACCCUGUCCUAGGCGAUAAUGGAAAACUGUACGUUCCUCAAGAGCUUAUACCUCUAUAUCAAAAUUUAAUUGUUCCCAUUGCUACAGUUUUGACUCCAAAUCUGUUUGAGAUUGAAAUUUUAACAAACAUAAAAAUUGAAAAUAUAAAUGAUAUAUGGAAGGCAAUUGAUUUUCUACACGAGAAAGGUUGUGAAACAGUUUGUGUUUCAUCAGCAGAGUUUUCAACAAAUGAGAAUACGCUGUGUGUUUUUGGAAGUUCAAGAAAAGGUAAUCCCGUAAAAGUACAAAUUGAAAUAGAAAAAAUACCAGCUAGUUUCACUGGCACAGGCGAUUUAUUUAGUGCCCUUUUGUUAUGUUUUAUGUAUCAGACUGAAUCUAAUUUAAAGGAAUCCUUAGAGAAAACAGUAGCUGUUGUACAAGCAGUUUUGAAAAAAACUCUGGCCUAUUUAGAAGGAAAGGAAAUGGAACCAAAAAAUAAGGAACUGAAAUUAAUUCAAUGCAAGGACGAAAUCUUAAAUCCCCCUGUAAUAUACAGAGCCACAAUUAUCGAUUGAUUUUUUGUAAUAGAAGAUUGAACAUUAUAUAAUAGUAAUUGAAAGUAUUAUUAAGAGAAAAAUAUCUAUGAGACAAUAAAAAGUGGCUUCAGUAGUAGGUGUUGGUUCCUACUAACAAAUAUAAUUUUACUUAUAUUUUAUCGUUGUUUUUUAACUGUUUUUAAUUAGUUAUAGAAAUAUAUCUUGUUUUAUGAUCAAUAAAUAAAAACUGCAAAUUAA
Messenger RNA from Sitophilus oryzae (rice weevil), 1364 nucleotides. Its product is annotated as pyridoxal kinase. Gene Ontology annotation, cellular component: cytosol. NCBI's taxonomy places the organism in Eukaryota, Metazoa, Arthropoda, Insecta, Coleoptera, Curculionidae. Bases 258 to 1145 code for a protein of 295 amino acids. The transcript is spliced from 6 exons. Gene Ontology annotation, molecular function: pyridoxal kinase activity. Gene Ontology annotation, biological process: pyridoxal 5'-phosphate salvage. The record is from RefSeq and is a predicted model, not a curated record.